Pseudocercospora fijiensis CIRAD86 is the source of this 1155-nucleotide messenger RNA. RefSeq lists its product as uncharacterized. Bases 1 to 1155 code for a protein of 384 amino acids. The transcript has 13 exons. The record is from RefSeq and is a predicted model, not a curated record. NCBI's taxonomy places the organism in Eukaryota, Fungi, Ascomycota, Dothideomycetes, Mycosphaerellales, Mycosphaerellaceae.
AUGCGUCCCCUGGUUGUUCUCCUCCUUUCAACUCUCGCAAUUGCUGGUCCUGCGCUGGAAAAGCGAGGCGAGUCGUGCCGUACUGACUUGCGGGAUAGCGAGCUUGUCCGUCGAACCUCGUGUGUUGUGCCUGCGGGGGUGGUACAGGUGCUGGGACAUCGUGUGCUCCGAACUGCGGGUUCUGCGGUGGUGGAUUUUGAAACGUGUAUUCCUGCGGUGAAGAUCCUGGGGCUUCAUGAGAGGUAUUUUUGCGCGAACGAGGGAGGGCACACCGAAUUUGUGGGAAUGGAAUUUCUGGUAGUCAUCGAUCUGAAUGUCUUCCAGAGAUUGGUCUGUGUCGGCAUUCCCAUCAUCUCCAAAAUAAAGAAAAUCCCCACUGUAGGUCAGUAUGGCGCAGCACCAGGACUCGUCAGCGGAGAGAGCUACGGUACUGUAUCGGCGUUGGUGAGCUUGCCGAAGCCAUUCUUCUCAACUUGCCACCAAGACACAUUCUCGUUGGCCAGCGCGGAUGCAGACUGUGGCGCGCAGUCUUUCGAGGCUCCAAGAAGUUCAAGUAGGCCCUCCUCCUCAUUCCGCUCCUGUCCAUGCGUGGAGCGUGUAUUCCGAGGCAUCCUGGCGUCAAAUGUUUGUUGCGCAUCCUCCCCUCAAAGAGGUCCGCUUGGAAGAAGCUGGAAUGGUCCAGGGACUGCCACUGCGAGGAGCUACAGCAGAGGGCUGACGAUGGCUGAGGUCGAGGGCUACUGCGGCGAGGAGGAGCCAAAGCUGAACUGCCGGGUGAUCAAGGGAGCACUGGACUGGGAGCCCAUUCCAUGGAAAGGCGGUGACAGGAUGAGAUUACUUGGUGCCGCUGAAGAAUUUGGAGACUUGAGCUUGAUGCACAAGACGACCUGCCAGGAAACAGUCUGUGGUGGGUUUGGGAAGCAAACGGGAGGAGUUCAUCUGGAUACCUCGCAAAAUAUCCCUGAACAGGGGAUUGAGAUGCUAGAUGGGUUGUGUGAGUUCCCGAACACCAAGGGGCUUCGUAUAAGGCCUGCUCUCGAUUUGACUAGUACAAGCAUAUGCCUGCUACUACAUAUUGAGGAUGCAACUUCGAGAUUUGUCCAGGUUGUUGAUGAGUACCGCACAAUCUCAGUCUCAGCUGCUGUCACUGGAUAA